ACAUUAUCAAUUGUCAAUUUUCUCUGUAGAUCUAUCUAUCCAUUUACGCCGCCAUGUCCGGAGUUGAGAUUGUUCCGAAAGAGUUCGGCUAUGUGGUUCUCUCCAUCGUUUUCUACAUUUUCCUUAAUUUCUGGAUGGCCGGUCAAGUCGGCAAAGCCCGCAAGAAGUAUAAGGUGUUCUAUCCUACGUUGUACGCUACGGAGUCGGAGAACAAGGAUGCGAAGCUGUUCAAUUGCGUCCAGAGAGGACACCAGAAUUCCCUUGAAAUGAUGCCAACUUUCUUCAUUCUCACCGUUCUCGGAGGCAUUAAACACCCUUUAAUCGCCUCUUCUCUUGGUCUUAUUUACACCUUCUUCCGCUAUUUCUACUUCACCGGUUACGCCACCGGCGACCCCCAGAAACGCCUCACCGUCGGGAAAUAUGGGUUCUUGGCGUUGUUGGGUCUGUUGAUCUGCUCAAUCUCAUGUGGAGUCAACUUGUUGCGAGCAUAAAGAAAGAAAGAAAGAAAGAAACCCCCCACAAAGUCAAUAAUAAUAUCUUCAAAUAGUUUUAUUAUGAUUAGAACUAUACUGUCUUUCUUUCUUUUCAAUGUUUUUAUUAUUAGAAUAAUUAAGGUUAGUUGUUCCCCACAACUAAUGAAGUUGACUAAGUGUGUUUCUGUUAAAUCUUUGUCUUUUUGUAUUAUUACCUUUUUCCAGAUUUUAAUCAAUGAAUGACAUUUUCUUAUUAUUAA
Molecule: messenger RNA, 733 nt
Organism: Impatiens glandulifera
Lineage: Eukaryota; Viridiplantae; Streptophyta; Magnoliopsida; Ericales; Balsaminaceae
Product: microsomal glutathione S-transferase 3-like
Exons: 3
Coding region: 54-491 (145 amino acids)
Cellular component (GO): nuclear envelope; endoplasmic reticulum; membrane
Molecular function (GO): glutathione transferase activity; glutathione peroxidase activity
Source: RefSeq, a predicted model, not a curated record